Haplochromis burtoni (Burton's mouthbrooder) is the source of this 4170-nucleotide messenger RNA. RefSeq names its product axonemal dynein light chain domain-containing protein 1. The transcript is spliced from 24 exons. The record is from RefSeq and is a predicted model, not a curated record. The coding region runs from base 1067 to 3973 and encodes 968 amino acids. Lineage: Eukaryota; Metazoa; Chordata; Actinopteri; Cichliformes; Cichlidae.
CAGGUUUUCUUGCUGGUUUCUGAGAAUGCAUUCUAAAAGAAUAAAUACUAGGAUGUAAUAUUUUAUCACCAGUGUCUGAAACUCACUCUGGUUUCAUACUGGACAAGUGCAGAAAUCUGGUGUGGGGCUUGAAUAUAUCAUGACAAUAAACUAAACCUCGAGGUAACUGAAACUCAACUCUGACACUAAUUGUCUGAAAAGGAGUCACUUACCCUCUGUCGCAACCAGUGAUGAGAUGAGCAGUGUGCAUGAAAGGAACGCAAAAUGACGAAAGCGAAUUAAAUCCAUAAUCAUGACAGGAAACCAUCCUGUGCUCAAGUCUAGCCAUACGCUGCGCUCUUACUGCAGAUUGCUCCGUUUCUGCCUCGCAGUAGCGCCGUUGUCAACUCCAGAUCCACUUGAUGCACACUUCUCUGGCUGGAGCACCACCAAGAGCUCCCAUAGCCCAGGAAUAACAAAGACGGCGUGCUGUUCACCGGGGCACAGGCUGGGCUGCACACACCGAGCAGUGACAGAUCACCACAGGGCAGUCUCAUUAGAGAAAAAGAACUUUUCAUAAAUAACACAAUGAAUAAUAAAUAUCACAAUAGAAAUAUUCUAUUCAAUUAAGACCAGUUCCUGAGCCAUUAAUGAAUCAAAUGACGAGCCAACGACUUCACAUUUUACUUAUUUGUUUAAAGUUUAAUAUAGAGCGCUGAGCUAUAUACGUGGUGCGAUUAUUUCAUGACAAAUGAUCAAUUAAAUCAAACUGUUCUUAAAACACAGAAAAUCAAAAAUAAACUCGGAAAUAUUUUUUAAUCUUUACAUUUUUGAUGCUGAGGCGUCAAUAAACGUAGAAACACCCCCAAAUAAAUAAAAGUAUUUCUAUUUAUUUCACUUAUAAUGUUCAAACUACAAACGCACAUCCAGCGCAAUGAACGCGUUCCCAAGGCAACGCAAACAGGAAGUUGAGGAAGCUCUGAGGGGAGCGAAGGAGACAGCUGUGUUAAACGGACACAAGUGGCCGCUCGCUUUUCCGUGUCUCGUCUCCGAGAUGUUAGAGUAACGUCCCCGCCGUGACUCCACGAUGUCCGCAUCAACGAGGGCCAGUUCAGCGCCGAGUUUGUCGAGGCCGGAGCGGACACCGGACACCGCAGUGGCAGAGCUGAAUUUUCAGGUCCCGGUGGUGAGCACCAAGACGCAGCCCGCUGUCAGAGGGCAGAUCGUCCCACACGAACUUCUGCUCAGUCUAACCUCCACUGUGUGCAAGAGGAGAACACCGGGGCAAUCCGCACACGACCGACACUGCGAGAGCUAUGGAAUCAGACGCCCUGAUGCAGUCUGGCAUCAUCCACUCGGACGCAAGAAAUACAAACACUUUCUGGAGCAGCCAACAUCCCUGACAGGAGCUGGCAGGGAUAUUUCUUUCCUGUGUGACGCCAUGGUAACCAGAAAGAAGACAACACUCCUCCCACCAGUUAGUGAAAAGCAGGUCGUUGGUGGCGCGCAGAACUCGUGCGUCUCCGACAGUUUUAUCCCGGAAGAAUUUCACAUAGUGAAAAAUAAAGGACUACGGAGCCUCGAGUUCUACGAGGAUGCAUUCACAGUGCAGCUGAGGGAUGAAGAGCAGAGGCUGCGGGUCCUCCCUUCACUGAGGCCCAGUGGGAGGCUGGAAGCGGUCCAGCUGAUGGGGAUGAUGGAUGACAUGCUGGAGAAGGCUGGAGUGGAUGAGCAGAGCGAGGAGCUGGCUGAGCUUUCACAACUGGAGGGUCUGCUUGAGCUCGUGAAGGUUGAGCAAAAUAUCUACAACAUUGUCUUCCAUGAACUGAUCAGGCAGGUGAGCGUGGGCUGUGCCGAGAGAGGACAGCUGCUUGCCAAACUCAGACAGCGCUACCAGUCGCUGCUGGAUCGAAUCCCGCGGCGCCUGAAGGCUUUGCACACCGAGGUGGUGGCCCAGCGGGCUCUGGAUCGUCGGCUCACAGAGGAGAUCCACCACAUCAAGUUAUCCAUUCAGCAGCUUAGCGUGGAACUUUCUAAAAUCCGGGACCACGAUGCUUUUGUUUCCCACCAGGCGGAGCACGCUCACUGGCAGCUAGCCGAGGCACUCAAACAGACUCGCAUCGACUCAAAUGUGGUCCAGGCUUACCAUCAGCUGUAUGAGCUUCAGAGAGCUCGCCUGGAAGCUCAGCUGAUCCACAUGACCGAAGACAGAGACUGCUGGAGCCAGUUUACCCUCUGCCUCGCCCUGAAGGUGAUCAGUGUGAAGCAGCUGCAUCUGGUCAGUCAGCUGCAUAUCAGUGAGCAAAGCUGGUUCAAGACCGCAGAGCACUGCAUCCUGUUUCUCACAUCUAAGGACACAGAGUGCAUUAACAUUAUCAUGGAGAGCACAGACUACUGGAGGAAGCAGCUGGCUGCUUUCAUGUCCCAGCUGAAGCAGACUGAACAUGCCCACUGUGCACAGAUCAGUGCCAUCCAGCAAGGCAUCAACAAGUGGCUUUCCUUCUGCUCCUCAAAUAAUAAGCUUCCUGAACCCAAAUAUGAUAAAACAUCAGUGGAAGAGAUUCAUGCCGAUUUGCAGCAGUGGUCAAAUAUGUUAGCACUGCUGUGUGAACACUACCAAGGCGAGAAACAGCUGAACUGCCAGCAGACACUUAGUGAACUCGGUAAUAUCCAGGAAAUAUGGCUGAAUAUGAGCCUGCAGCUCUUUAGAAGACACCCUUCAGCUGACGGGGGACCUCCUGAAGGCCAGCACGCCCAGAGAGAACUGGACAAAGAGCUGUGUGAGCUCCUCAGAGAGCUGGACGUUCAAGUGGAUGGAGAAAAUGGGCUCCAUGGAAAUGUGAUGUCACUGCACGGUCUGAUGGAGUCCCGGGGAUCCAAACUUGCCGCGGUGAUUGAAGAUCCCGAAAAGAUGGCCGUCUCUGAUUGGUUAGAGCUGGAGAGAGCGCUGCACAACUGGAAGAGUUUGGCUGACGAAGCUUUUCGGCACUUCUCCAACAAAACGGACAACAAUACACCGGAUACUUCCGCAGAGGCAGAAAAGCUGUUUGACAAAAUCCAGGCGUUUGUAACCAACCUGUCUGACUUCACUGAGGGGGAGAACUUUAGGCUCCAUGAAGAAAUCAGAUCUGUUCACGUGGCUCAGACUCGGUGGAUGUUAGAGCUCUUACUCCUUGUGGUUCCCAACCACAGUGAGGAGGAAAACCAAGAAGAGGAACCCCACCGGUACAUUCCAGAAAUUUCACAGGAAACUCUGGAUGAGGAUGCCCAGAUGCUGGCUGAGAAGCUGGAUCGCUUGUCCAGCUACAUCACCAGUUCGUGCAGCCUGGUCCUGGAGGAGCACCUGAACACGCUGUCAGCUCAGGCUCAGAAUGAGAUGAACGAGUUCAAAAGGCUGCAGAGGGAGUGUGGUGAUUGGGUGGAGACCUGCAGGAUACUGCUCACAGGUGUUAAAGGCGCUCCCGUGGAGCUGCCCGUCACGCCGCCUGCACCUGUUUCCAGCAGUGGCGUCUUGGACUGUCCAGCAGACGGUGCGGAGGCUGUGGGGGAGCAAACAGUUUGUGAGAGCCCUGUGCUGAAUCUGAUCAAUUAUGAUGGAAACGUUGCACAAAGGAAGCUUGGAGCGUGCAGUGUCCAGCUAGACAGGACGGGCGAGCUGGUCGUGUCUCCGGUGACAGACGAUAACCAGAAAGCUUUCAAGGAUCUGACCACAGUAGGAUUACUGCAGCAAGAACUGCAUGAUUCUGAGGUGCGAGUGCAGAUUGCGGAGAAGCGAGCCCUCAAAGCCGAGGAGGCUCUGCAGGAAGCACUGAAGAAGAUUAAAGACCUGGAGAGACAACUGCAGGGUCGCCCCAGUGUGGAGCCCCACAGUACUGAAGAAAAAAACAAAACACCGCCGCCUUCACCGCAGCCAGAAACAACACCAACUCCUCCGAAGAAAACGGCAACCGCAGUCAAACCAACGAGCAGCAGCAGAAAGACCAAGAAAUGCUGAUCGGACCAUCGGACGUCUCUGCUUAUUUAUUUUAACCAGUGUUAAAUACUUUUUUGGUUUACAUGUGAACAGGAGGGAAGUUUAACAAACACAUAAAAACAUCACUGACCAUCGAUGGUACCCAGUUUUUGAGUGUUUAUUCCCAGGCUGAUGAUCGGGGUGUCCAACUCCAGGCCUCGAGGGCCGGUGUCCUGCAG